This is a messenger RNA of Pteronotus mesoamericanus, 782 nucleotides long. RefSeq names its product coiled-coil domain containing 192 (gene CCDC192). Bases 60 to 782 code for a protein of 240 amino acids. The transcript is spliced from 7 exons. The record is from RefSeq and is a predicted model, not a curated record. Lineage: Eukaryota; Metazoa; Chordata; Mammalia; Chiroptera; Mormoopidae.
GCACAGCUAUUUGCAUCUCAUCUGGAAGUUCAGAGUCACAUACACAACAAAGAAACAAAAUGCUGAAUGAGUCUCUGGAAACUGGACAGAUGACGUUUACUUUGGCACGUCUUGAGGCCUUGGAGAUCUGCCUGAAGGAAGCGGAAGAAAAGGCUAAAGUCUUAUCGGAGCAGCUUUCAGCCUCCGAAGGAACAAAGUCAAAGCUGCUUGAGCAAGUUACCUGGCUGGAGGGAAAACUAGAGGCUCUGGACCACAAGGAGCACAGUGAGGAGCCAUAUAAAAAAAUGGUUCUUGAAAAAGACAAGCACAUUGAGAAAUUACAAGCUGAAGUGAAAGCUUUCCAGGAGCAACUCGCCACCCAGAAACUAAAGCACAAAAGGAAACUGAAAAAGCUACAAACUGAUUUGGCAACAGUUAAGCAAGAUGCUGCCAUCACAAUCUUGGAACUCAAUGAGAAGAUAAAGACUUUGUGUGAAGUAAGGACAGCCCCUAGAGAAGACAACUCACCGGAAGAGUCCUGUGGCGGUGUCCCCCCUGUGGAAGAAUGUGAUCAAAAAAUGAGCCUGAUUAUGGAGUUGUCUACCCAGGUGACUCUUCAGACUGGGAAGAUAACUGAGCUGGAAGAAGUUUUAGAGGAAAAGGAAAGAAAGAUUCAGCAGCUGGAAGCCCAGCGGUGUUCCCGUCUUUUCCAAGAGGUCAAAGACUUCCCCAAAUGUUUACAAGAAGCCCCAAUCUUCUUUAAUAAUAGCAUUACUCCUGUGGUCUCUGAUGAGGAUAUGUAA